Messenger RNA from Scomber japonicus (chub mackerel), 1720 nucleotides. RefSeq names its product Josephin domain containing 1 (gene josd1). Gene Ontology annotation, biological process: protein deubiquitination. Bases 439 to 1248 code for a protein of 269 amino acids. The transcript is spliced from 4 exons. Lineage: Eukaryota; Metazoa; Chordata; Actinopteri; Scombriformes; Scombridae. The record is from RefSeq and is a predicted model, not a curated record. Gene Ontology annotation, molecular function: cysteine-type deubiquitinase activity.
GGAAGUGGAAACACACACAGAGCUACAGCGGUUUGAUUGACAAUGUCGACCACUGCGGCGUUGUCGGAGGAGUAAUCUUAAAUUUGGGAUCAUCUCUUGCUUGCGAGUUUGACCAUAAAUCCCUUCUGGAGUUCUAGUUUUUUUUUUUGCUGUUCCGAGCGCGCCCUCCCUCCUGCUGAUCUGUCCUCACAUCUAUUCUUUACAGGAAGCAGGUGUUGUGUUAAAACGGCCGCAGGUCUCAUUUACCUUGCAGCCCCCACCUCCCCCCCUCGAAACACACAAGCUCCUCUCUUCCAAAGAGAGGUUGCCAUGGCAAUUGUUGUCAUGAUGCCAAUGUAGCGUCCUGAAGGUGGUAGUUGUGGAGGUAGUGGUGGAGCUGGAGGAGGUGGCGGCAGCAGCGGCGGCGGUGUUGGUGGUGGUGGUGGUGAAAGCCCAGGAAUGGGAAGCGCUCCGUAUCCAGCCGGUGAGUGGAAGGGGAAGGGGAGAGGCGGCCUUCAGGAGCUGGGCUGCAUGCCCUGGAAGGUCAGCAAACAGAAAGGAGGCGGAGGUGGAGGUGGAGGAGGUGGUGGAGGAGGAGGAGAGGUGGUGGGAGCAGAGGAGCGGAGGUACAGGGAUCCCAGGGACUCUCAGCAGCAGCAGCAGCAGGAUCUCUCAUCCUCCUCUUCCUCCCUCACCCCGCCAGCGCUUGCCCAGCCCUCUCCAACACCUCCGGCUAUUUAUCAUGAGAAGCAGCGGAGGGAACUGUGUGCCCUGCACGCGCUUAAUAACGUCUUCCAGGACGGGACAGCCUUCAGUAGGGACACCUUGCAGGAGAUCUACCAGAGGCUUUCUCCCAACACUCUGGUGACGCCUCACAAGAAGAGCAUGCUGGGAAACGGGAACUAUGAUGUAAAUGUCAUCAUGGCAGCCCUGCAGACCCGGGGGUUUGAAGCAGUUUGGUGGGAUAAAAGAAGGGACGUAGGAAGCAUCGAACUGUCCAACGUGACGGGCUUUAUUCUCAACGUGCCGUCCAAUCUGCGCUGGGGGCCUCUGCGGCUGCCGCUCAAACGCCAGCACUGGAUAGGGGUCAGAGAGGUGGGAGGAGUCUACUACAAUUUGGACUCCAAGCUGCGUAGCCCUCAACCCAUCGGCAAUCCGGAUGAGCUCAGGAAGUUUCUCCGCCAGCAGCUGCGAGGGAAGAACUGUGAACUCCUGUUGGUGGUGUCAGAGGAAGUGGAGGCGCACCAAACGUGGCGGUCCGACGGUUAAGGGUGAACCGGCCAAUAUCAGCUCCCACUGGCCCAACGGCCCAACGAGAGAAUGAACGUGAGACAAAGUGGAGUUGUGCACAGCCAAUCACGUGGAUGCACACUUGCAUAUGUCAUUUUUUCCCCCUUUUUUGGGUUUUGUUUACAUGGCCAUUGCUGGACUCUUAUCUGAUGAGAUGCAAAGCAAUGAAGGAAGCAAACACUUUACAGGGAGAAUCAAAGAAUCACAGUCCUUUAUUCACAACACAGUUAAGACUUAUAAGAAGUUAUUAUUAAGUUUCUGCUAUUCUUGUGUUUUUAUAUAUAUUGACUAUUUUUCAAUGUCAGUUUUGAUCUGUUUUAUGUUAGUUUUUUUUCUUCCUUUUUACUGUUCCAGUUUCCAAAGUUAUGGGAACACAGGCUGUAUGGAAAAUGCUGUGUUUAUCUGUCCCUCUCCUUCAGUGAUCCUCCAUGUUUCUGUCUCUCCCUUAAUG